Messenger RNA from Pan troglodytes (chimpanzee), 4184 nucleotides. It is a transcript of the gene PRDM8, whose product is annotated as PR/SET domain 8. Bases 237 to 3437 code for a protein of 1066 amino acids. The transcript is spliced from 7 exons. Gene Ontology annotation, cellular component: nucleus. Lineage: Eukaryota; Metazoa; Chordata; Mammalia; Primates; Hominidae. Gene Ontology annotation, biological process: oligodendrocyte development; regulation of DNA-templated transcription. The record is from RefSeq and is a predicted model, not a curated record. Gene Ontology annotation, molecular function: protein binding.
UCCCCCCUCCCCCAUCCCUAAUAUUCUCUUCUUCCCUAGUCUAAACGUGCAAGGAUGAGCUUCCUACACCCCAUCCCUUUGGCAGCUUCUCCUGUUCUUUCCUUUUCCACCGUCCACAGGAAACUGGAGCGUGUUUAUCCCCAAGGGUGAUAUCCCGUUAGUGCCUGUCCCACGUUCUGGCUGAAGUAGCUGUCUUAAGGUGGAGGCGUCCAAAAAUCCGUGCCGUUUGGGGAGCAAUGUUUCCUGGAGUGGGAUGGACAAGGUGGGAAGAGAGGAAAAUGAGCAAACCACUUCUGACGGACAGCGGGUGUGUGAGCGUGUGGGAGUGCUUGGGUUGUCCUCGCCCAGCUCUCCUUCCCCGGAGGGAGAAUGGCUGGAGGGGGGCUGGUGGUUGCCAGGAGGAUCCCCUCUCUUUUGCUAAACCUGCGGGUACCGGGCUGCCCUGUAAUCGGCGGGACUUGAGAACGGCAGGCCUCCGCUCCUCCUCCCCAGGGGCCAUGACCCUCACACACCUCCCCACACCACCCCUCCCGCGACACACACGCAGUACUUGGGGCGACUGGGCGCCACUCCCACGCCAGAGCCCUGCCCCGCGCCCGCCUGGGGCCGAGCAGCCUGGCCCCUUGUCUUGCACCCCCACCCCCCGCCCGCUGCCGAGGCUCCAGAUGGCUUCUCCUUGCGCUCGGCUCGCGGCCCCCAGACGCCGCCCGGCAGCAGCCGGCGGUCGCUCCCUCCCUCCCAGCUGCUGCAGCAGAGACCGGGGCCAUUUCGCGAGGCGGACGGGCUCCUCGGCAGGCUCCGAUUGGGGUGGGAGCGCGGCCGCCGAGGGGCCCGCAGUAGCUGCGCUCACGGGGAAGGAGCCCCACAGUCCCCAGAUACUAUCAAAUCAGCCUGGGAAGCAGCUUUUCGCUCAGCAAGUUCAAGAGAACAAAUAUGUUACAAUCCUUGCCUAUUCUUGCCUCCACUUCAUAAUGAGUAGAGAAUUGAACUGUGAAAAAGAAGCCCGAGAUUCCCCAGCGACGUGGUGUUGCAGCCCCGUUGAAGGAGUCAACUUGCAGGCUGUUAAAGACCUCAAGUCAUUAGCAUCAGCUGCUGCACUAAAGGGGCAAGUCAGCGCCUCUAAGUGGCUUAGCGCACAAACGAGGCUCCCGAGACGGCCUCGGCAACUCCAUCCCCUCCUCCACCACCCGCUGGAUGUGAAAAGCUUUCCGGAGCCCAUCUUGGAAGAGCCUAAAAGGCGGCAACACCAACACCUCUUGACAUGGAAAUACACUGAUACAAUAGGCAAAAGGAAACACUCGAUUGCAUCUUCCCGGUUCCAGGUGGCCUUAUUUGGGAGAUUCUAUACUGACCUUAUUCCUGUGAUGGAGGAUACUGGCAUCCAGCGAGGCAUCUGGGAUGGAGAUGCCAAGGCUGUCCAACAAUGUCUGACAGAUAUUUUUACCAGCGUUUACACCACCUGCGACAUCCCUGAGAAUGCUAUAUUUGGUCCCUGUGUCCUGAGCCAUACUUCCCUAUAUGACAGCAUAGCUUUCAUAGCUCUCAAGUCUACUGACAAGAGAACAGUACCGUAUAUCUUUCGGGUAGACACCUCAGCAGCAAAUGGUUCCUCAGAAGGUCUCAUGUGGCUGCGGUUGGUCCAAUCGGCCAGAGAUAAGGAAGAGCAGAACCUUGAAGCCUACAUAAAAAACGGACAGCUGUUCUACCGCUCUCUCCGCAGGAUUGCCAAAGACGAGGAGUUACUAGUUUGGUACGGGAAAGAACUGACUGAGUUACUCUUGCUCUGCCCCUCUAGAUCCCACAACAAAAUGAAUGCAGGGUCGUCCCCUUACACAUGCCUGGAAUGCAGCCAACGUUUCCAGUUUGAGUUCCCCUAUGUGGCGCAUCUGCGUUUCCGCUGCCCCAAGAGACUUCACAGCGCUGAUAUAAGUCCCCAAGACGAGCAAGGCGGCGGCGUGGGCACCAAGGACCACGGGGGCGGCGGCGGCGGUGGCAAAGACCAGCAGCAGCAGCAGCAGGAGGCACCUUUAGGCCCGGGUCCCAAGUUUUGCAAAGCCGGCCCCCUCCACCACUACCCAUCCCCCUCCCCGGAAAGCAGCAACCCACCCGCUGCCGCCGGCGGCAGCAGCGCGAAGCCAUCCACAGACUUCCACAACCUGGCCAGGGAGCUGGAAAACUCCCGGGGAGGCAGCAGCUGCUCCCCAGCCCAGAGCCUCAGCAGCGGUAGCGGCAGCGGCGGCGGCGGCGGCCACCAGGAGGCGGAGCUGAGUCCCGACGGCAUCGCCACGGGCGGCGGCAAAGGAAAGAGGAAAUUCCCGGAGGAGGCGGCGGAGGGCGGCGGUGGCGCUGGUCUGGUAGGGGGCCGGGGCCGCUUCGUAGAGCGGCCCCUCCCGGCCUCCAAGGAGGAUCUGGUGUGCACACCGCAGCAGUAUCGAGCCUCGGGCAGCUACUUCGGCCUGGAAGAGAACGGCCGCCUCUUCGCGCCGCCAAGUCCCGAGACGGGCGAGGCGAAGCGCAGCGCCUUCGUGGAGGUGAAGAAGGCUGCCCGCGCGGCCAGCCUGCAGGAGGAGGGGACAGCCGACGGCGCGGGAGUCGCCUCCGAGGACCAGGACGCUGGCGGCGGCGGCGGCUCCUCCACGCCCGCGGCCGCGUCACCAGUGGGCGCCGAGAAGCUGCUGGCCCCGCGGCCUGGGGGCCCGCUGCCCAGCCGGCUCGAGGGCGGCAGUCCUGCGAGGGGCAGCGCCUUCACUUCGGUGCCGCAGCUGGGCAGCGCGGGCAGCACCGGCGGUGGGGGCGGAACGGGCGCCGGGGCCGCAGGCGGCGCGGGCGGGGGCCAGGGCGCCGCGUCGGACGAGCGCAAAAGCGCCUUCUCGCAGCCAGCACGCUCUUUCUCGCAGCUGUCCCCGCUGGUGCUGGGCCAGAAGCUGGGCGCGCUCGAGCCAUGCCACCCCGCCGACGGCGUGGGCCCCACCAGACUCUAUCCCGCCGCCGCGGACCCUCUAGCGGUGAAGCUCCAGGGGGCCGCGGACCUGAACGGAGGUUGCGGGUCCCUGCCGAGCGGCGGCGGCGGCCUGCCUAAGCAGAGCCCCUUCCUGUACGCCACCGCCUUCUGGCCCAAGAGCUCCGCUGCCGCUGCAGCCGCGGCUGCGGCGGCGGCCGCGGGGCCCUUGCAGCUGCAGCUGCCCUCGGCGCUCACGCUGCUGCCGCCCUCCUUCACCUCGCUGUGUCUGCCCGCGCAGAACUGGUGCGCCAAGUGCAAUGCCUCCUUCCGCAUGACCUCCGACCUGGUGUACCAUAUGAGGUCGCACCACAAAAAGGAGUAUGCGAUGGAGCCCUUGGUGAAGCGGCGGCGAGAGGAGAAACUCAAGUGCCCCAUCUGCAAUGAGUCCUUCAGGGAGCGCCACCACCUCUCCAGGCACAUGACCUCGCAUAAUUGACUCGGAAAGGACCCCAGCUUUCCACGCGCGCGCAAGCACAGUUAAGCCACCUGCAGGAAUAAACACGCGAGAACAUCCACCGCUUCCUUGCACCCCGAAACACUGCACAAAGACACAUACAUUCACCCCCCCCCCCCCCACGCGCACACACACGUCCUCUCCUCCCAGGAACCUCAUUCAAAUAUUUACCCGGGACACCCCCCCCCCCCACACACACACACAGACACACUCACACACAAGAGCUAGGAUGGUGGAGUUUUGAUUGGGUGGGUUGUUUGAGGGGGUUUUCUUUUGAAUGCACGCAUUUUCACUUUCCCCAAAACAAAGGUACAUUUUUUAAAAUGUCAUAUAUUGCAACAUAUUGAUGCAUUUGUCAUACGUUUCUACUUAAACUAUUAAGCACUUACGAUUUAGAUGUAAUAAUUAUAUGUAAGGGCAAAAUUUAUUUUAGAUAUAAAGUAAAGGAGGAGGGUGAGAUGCUUUCUGCAUUUCUUGAUGACAGUUUGUGUUCUUACAAAAAUAAACAAAAUGAAUAAAAAGGGAUCACCAUUCAAUUUGAGUUUCCAGGGGGAAGUGCAUGUAUAAUGAAAUGAUAAUGGACUUCAAUGAAGAAUGUCAUCAAUUAUGUACAUAUGUAUUUUCUUUUAAUACAAAGUGUAAUUUUGUGCCAGUGAAAUGGAGUCUGAAUAGUUAUGUGUUUCUUUUAUCCCUGGAAAUAUUUAUUAAACUUUAUAGUUUAUCCGAGUA